Messenger RNA from Sander lucioperca (pikeperch), 9953 nucleotides. It is a transcript of the gene jade2, whose product is annotated as jade family PHD finger 2. Lineage: Eukaryota; Metazoa; Chordata; Actinopteri; Perciformes; Percidae. Gene Ontology annotation, cellular component: histone acetyltransferase complex. Bases 1 to 2808 code for a protein of 935 amino acids. The record is from RefSeq and is a predicted model, not a curated record. Gene Ontology annotation, biological process: regulation of transcription by RNA polymerase II. The transcript has 13 exons.
AUGGAGAGCGAAAAGAAGAGGAGAAAAUACUCCACGAGCAGCAACGACUCCGACACCACCGACAGUCAGGUAAUGUCGUGGUCCAGGUCAUCUAAGAACACAGGCACCAGCAGCACAUGGGUCCGCCACCAGCACAAGAAACCGUCAGAGGUAUUUCGUACCGACUUCAUCACGGCAAUGAAGCUGCCGGACUCGGCCCAGCUUGGCCCGGAUGACUUCUACGUGCUCUCGGACCCUUGGAGACAAGAGUGGGAGAAGGGAGUGCAGGUCCCUGCCAGCCUGGAGGCCAUCCCAGAGCCUGUGGUCAGGUUGCUGCCGACUGAGUCGACAGGUGGCCUUUCCAACAACACGCAGGAGAGGGAGAGCAACACCCAGCCUCCUCCCACCCAGCGCUACAGCUGCUAUGACCUGGAUGACAUGGACGUUGCCUGGCUGGAGCUGGUCAACCACGAGUUCAGACAGAUGGCACUACCAGAGCUGGACGAGCUGACGAUGGAGUGUGUUUUGGUCGAGCUGGAGAGCGUGUGCGAGGAGAAGAUGCGGCAGGCCAUCGAGACGGAGGAAGGCCUGGGCAUCGAGUACGAUGAGGACGUGGUGUGUGACGUCUGCCGCUCUCCAGAGGGAGAGGACAGCAACGAGAUGGUCUUCUGUGACAAGUGCAACGUUUGCGUUCAUCAGGCGUGUUAUGGCAUCCUGAAGGUACCCCAGGGGAACUGGCUGUGUCGGACCUGUGCUCUAGGCGUCCAGCCCAAAUGUCUGCUCUGCCCUAAGAGAGGGGGGGCCCUCAAACCCACCCGCAGUGGAACCAAGUGGGUCCACGUCAGCUGUGCCUUAUGGAUCCCUGAGGUGAGUAUAGGCUGUCCAGAGAAGAUGGAGCCCAUUACCAAGGUGUCCCACAUCCCCGCCAGCCGCUGGGCUCUGUCCUGCAGCCUGUGUCGAGAACACACUGGAACCUGCAUACAGUGCUCCAUGCCCUCCUGUAUGGUGGCCUUCCAUGUGACAUGCGCCUUUGACCACGGCCUGGAGAUGAGGACCCUCCUGGCAGAGAACGACGAGGUGCGCUUCAAGUCCUUCUGUCUAGAUCACAGCUGCACCGCCAGCAACAGUAGUGCAACCACCAACAACUUCUCCAGUUUGACCAGUGUGAGCAUUGGCAACCACACCACCACUUCCACCACCAGCGGAGCACACGCCACAGCCAGACCUGACUGGACCACCACCGGUGUGAGUUCUGAUCUCCGGCCGGACCAUCAGCACCAGCCAAACAUCUGCAGUGAUCAGGAGCAGAGGUCGGUAUUGUACCCAAUUUCAGUGUCUGCAUCAGAGCGAGCUGAGCGGGACCAGCUGGAGAGAGAGAAAGUGAGCCAGAGGAAACAGAAGCUCCAGGAGCUGGAGGAUGAGUUUUACCAGCUGGUGGACCCCAGGGAGGUGGCCGAAAACUUGGCGCUGCCCUUUUCCCAGGUGGACUUCUUAUAUCAGUUCUGGAAGAUGAAGAGGAAGUCCAACUUUAAUCGACCUCUGGUCACCUUAAAGAGAGACGAGGUGGACAACCUGGCCCAGCAGGAGCAGGACGUCCUCUACAGACGCCUCAAACUCUUCACACACCUCCGGCAAGACCUGGAGAGGGUGCGUAACCUGUGCUACAUGGUGACACGGAGGGAGAAAAUGAAACACACCCUGUGCGACCUCCAGGAAAAGAUCUUCCACCUGCAGAUACAACUACUGGAAGAGGACAUUGCUGGAGAUAAAACCAAGAAGGGAGAAAAGAGGAAGCAGAAUGGAGUGAAGGAGAAAGGGAAGGAGAGGAGAAAAAGUAGUCCUGAGAAGAAAAAGGAGAGAUUGAAGCCAGAGAACGGCUCCCUGCUAAAAGAGCUAGGUUUAUCAAAGUCCUUCCCAUUGGACAACUCUUUGUUCGACAGCUGGCUCGCCCAGUCGGUUCAGAUCACCGCUGAUGACAUGCUGAGCCAGUGGGCUCUGGGUGCCCAGCAUCGGGACAAGAGCGGUAGCCUGCUCUCCGACCAGCUUCUGCAAGGCGAGGAAAGCCUGCUAAACCUGAUGAUGGAGAAUUCCAUGCAGUCCACCUGGAAAACACCCCAGCUGGGCCGCAAACCGCGAGGGAGCAACAAGCCCCGUGCUCGUAGUAACCCGCAAUCCACCACCUUGCCCCAGACGCUGCUGUCUGCAGCGGCCGCCUCCGCCGCCAGCAGCCCCUCCCCUGCAAAGAGCCUCUGGGCAAGCGUGACGGAGGAAAAGCCCACCAAUGUGGGCCAGAAAGGGGAAAGGUCCAGGGGAUCCUCCAAGGCCUUGCACCACAACUACCUUCAUCACCACCAGACAAGAAGCUCUGACCUGCCCAGGGAACCGCCACCACAGCCACCCAUCUCCAAAAUGGAUUCCUGUCACAUCUCAGAGGACCGCGGCCCGUGGGACAGCAUCCACACAGGGAAUGGUGUUGCAUCUGGUUUCACUGCAGGCUCAUCUCCACGUCCGGCCUCCAGCCCUGGGGUCACGUUGCCCGACACAGGGGCGACCAUUCGAGGCAGGGGUCCGCGGCUCCGUCUGUCCCGCCAUGGUAAAUCCAGAGGUAGGGGCGUUAGUGGAAGUGGAGGCAUAGUAGGGCUGGAGUCUGUUGGCCUGCCGCUCACAGGAAAGGACAUCUCCCUGCUGGACGCUGCCGAGACUGACGGGUACUUCUCUGAUGGCGAGCAGAGUGAUUCGGACACGCGCUCUGGCGGACGCAAACUCCACUUGCCGCAGUUGCAUUCUGGGAACGAGGACCUGCUGAGAAGGAGCGUGCUGGCAUCCUAAAGAACUGAGACUCAAACCAACACACACACACACACACACACAUAUACACACAGUUAUCCAAGCAGAGUUCCGCUGGUAAAUUGUUUCUCCAUCUGUGCCCAAUAUACAGUCCACAAAACAUAGCUGGAUGGCUUUGUUCAACCCAAUCCCUGUCACGUUUACUAGUGGAAAAUCUCUUCAGCUCUCACCUGCUUUCUUUUGGGGGGGAACUUGAAUGUAGCUGAUGGCCUGUUGUACAGUAAAGCCUCUCCUCCGGACCAUAGUUUGUCGUUAGCUUACCACAAGAUGCGAUACAUUCAACAAAUAGGAAACAAACAUUACCUUUAGUCUUUUUUUGUUUUGUAUUUCAGAUUCAUUUUGUUUUUGGGCGUUGAAGUACCUAUUUCUUGCCUCAUGUCUGUGGUAUCUGCCAGACUUGGAGACAAAUACUUCGGGGCAUUAUUAUUAUUCAAGCUGGUUUCAGGGUCUGCUUCGCUCUUGGUCUUUAUAGCCUGAGAUGCAUCCAAUGAGUCCUUGUUUUCUUGAAUAUGUUAAGUGGAAAGACAAUUUCACACCGGAGCUGGUCUGAAUAUGUACUGAGGGGGACAUGGGAUAACAUGUAUUCAGCCUUGAAAAGCACAACUAGCUAGUCAUAAGAGCUGUAAUGUAAGCACUCGUGUGCAUAAUAGAUGCUCAUUCAGGGUUGGGGUCAAUUCUCAUCAUGUUGACUCAGUUCCAAAUUGUAUACACAAAAACCAUCAUUCUCAAAUCUUCACAGACUAAAAAAACAGAUUUCCAGCUAUUCCAAUUUUGUGACUCCAACCCUGGUGCACAUUCAGAUUGUCACACAGAGACACAAACACACAUAUACAUACCGACACACAUACUACUAUAAGCAAAUCCCUUUGCUCUCAUCACAGCUGUUGUUGAAAUAUUUGAUCUUCUGUCAGAUGCUUUCAAAUUCUGAGUUCAGUUUUUUUUUUUUUUUUUGCCUGAACCUUUGGAGAAAAAUCAUCGUAGAAACUCUGUGCCUUCUGUCGCUUGCCCUAUGCCCCUGCCUGCCUCCCCUCAACACUCCCACCCCCCACCCCCCAACCUUAUCAAUCAACCAAACAAUCAGUAAGUAGAUCAAUCAGUCGUUUCUCAAUCGGAUUUGUAACAAUCAAACCAAAAGGAAAUCCCGUUGGAUUGGCUACCGAGUGUAGCCAGUAUUGGGCUCCUUGUCACCUUAACAAUUGUCUAGUGCCUGAAACAAGGAUGUAAAUGCAGCGUUUGCCAAUAAUCAACAAAGCAUCUGCAACAGUUAGCAAAGCAGAGCCACACUGUACUAUCAAUGCAAAGAGCUGCCUACUGUUCUGUGCCCCCCCUUAACUAGAUCACGGCAGUCCAGAGCCAUCGAUAAACAGGGUUUGGCCAGGUUACACUUUGAGCACUAGCAAUAGAUAUACAUGGAGAAACAGAAAAUAAACUUUAGCCUGCUAGCAACUCCCAUUCAAAACCAGUCUUUUAGAUUGGUGGCAAAAACUUUACUGUUUUUAUGUAUUGUGUAGCCUAUUUCCUCUGUCAGCUCAGUGGUAUGAAUUAAUAAUGCUUCAUAAUUUAAGAUUCUUGUGUACAAAUAUGCCAAAAUCUUGGGCAAAAAAAUCCCUUUCACUGCCGACUGUCCUCAUUGGCAUUUAGUGAUAAGACAAAACUGGAGAAAGAACGUGACAAAAUAAUCUUAACUCAAAUAUCCACUUACUGGCUUUUUCUGAGCUUUCAACCACAACUCACAGUCUUGGCUGGCUCAGAUUACAAUGACAAUGUUCCUCAAAACCAUUUUCUCCCCUAAACUUUUGCAUCUUGUCUCAUGCAUUGUGCUGGUUAACAUGAGGGGUUCACAGUGCACAGUGCAGUUUUCAGGCAACAGACAUCAAUAGAAACAAGUUAGUCCCACUUUAUCUCAUCCAUGUGUAUCUAUGCAGUUUAUGAUAUUGGUGUAGUAAGAUGCCCAACGCUGUCAUAUUCAGCCAAGCACUGAGUAGGCAUGUUGUUGUGUAAGUUUGACGUAGCCAAGCUCUCGCAACUGAUGGCUCUGCUGCACCUGUUCUCCUGUUAGAUGAAUGAUGACAGUGUAAUAAUCAGCUUCAGAGUCCUGCACUCUUAAGUUCUUGAAUUGAGUUGUUUAAAAAAAAAAAAAAAAAUACUUUUUUUCUCUCAGAGAAUUGUAUUUUGUACUUAAAGCAGUCCAUGGUAUUCUCAGGGGUUAAGAAAAACUUAAAAAAAAAAGAAUAAAAGGUUUAAAGAUUUAUCGAAAAAGCGACGCAAGACAGAGAUACAUAUAUAUAUAUAUAUAUAUAUAUAUAUAUAUAUAUACAUAUUUUAUAUCGUAUACAGUAUAUAUAUAUAUAAAGUGAUGUGUGUAUGUCUAGAAACUUCCUUAUUUGACAAGCUUCACUGUUUUCAACUCCUAAACGACUACUACUGAGCAUGUUCCUUCUCUCAGUAUGACCAUAUGCCCAUCAGCCCUAGGUUUAAUAGUCUCAACCAAUAAUUAAUGCUCAUUUUUACUUGUUUGAAUUACCAGAUGAGUGAGACAAGUCAGAUAAACAGCUAAUAAUUAAUACCUCUGUGGUCAACUACAAGAAGGGACUUUCUUUUCAUUCACUCGGCUCUCUCACAGCUAGGACCCCACCCAUCUGGUUCCAAUGGAUUAAAUAAAGCAUCACAAGUAAUUUUAAGUGCUGCUUGACCCAGGCCUGAUGAACAGACACUUAAAUAGAGGUGCAAGUCCAGUGUACUUCCUCUGUUUGUUUUCUGUAUUGAUAGCUUCUAGCCUGUCUUCUGAACUGACCACGCCAAAGAACAGAUCUGUGUAUCAAGGCAGCAUAUUUACAUUUUAUCUACACAUACACAUGCUCCGUGUCUGGUUUUCAAGAUGAAGAAUGUUAGAUAAGGAUGUCAAACAACCCUGCCAGUAAUGUCCAGGUCAGCUUGGUUUAAUCUCAACCUGGUUCAACCCAGCUCGAUAGGGUUCAGUCAGAAACGCCGUAAGCUCAGGCACGGUGCCGCGGUGUUGUGUGAGCUCCUCCAUUGCAAUUCUGCUACACCACCACCAAUAAAGCCAUCCUGUAUUCUCCCACAUCUGCAUUCACAGGGGUUCACAUAGGAAAAGCCUGUCACCAUAGUAAUGGGCUGGCGAUGGGAGUUCAACGCAGACUCGCACAUAUUAACCCCCUUCAGAAAAAUCCAAAUGCUGCUGAACUAAACACACAACAUACAGCUCUCUCUCUCUCUCACACACACACACACACACACACACACACACACCAGAGCUGGUAUAACAGGGUUAUAAUGUACAAGAUGACUUAGUUUUUUAUGUAUGUGGUCCUGACUGCAUCAGGAAGUAUGAGCUCACUCAGAGCGAAACGCCCCCUAUCAGCAAGAGAGUAUUAUUACUUUUGACAGCGCAGCGUCUCCGUCUCCUUUGUCCUUCAGAUGUAGCCAUCCUAAAAUAUUCACAUUAUUAGUCCUCCAACCUCGUCCAAGUCCGGAAAAAAAAAAAACUCUUUUGUUGUGUUUUUGUGUUGAAGUAUUGUCAACACAAAACCAUUCAGCAGCUGCUGAAUUAGUAAAACAGCAUAGAUACAGGACAGGUUGAGGAUUUUGGACUUCUACGUUGGCUACUGUUAUUACAACACCCAUGGAAACUGACCACAACAACAAUAACUGCAAAAAAGCUUGUGUUUUGAAGCGAGGAUGUGGUGACGUAUCAUUAUUACGGCCCACAGAAUCCUCCACCAGGUGGUUGUUACCAUUCAUGGGUUGCUAAGACAAAAACAUGUAAUCUUGGUUUCAAUAUUCAAUGUUCAGAGUAGCCUGACUUUGUAGACAGUGGUAUUAGACAAGGCCUCACAUGUAUGGCCUUAACAUGUAGUAGCAAAUGCUAAGGCUGCACAGCGGAGGCAGGAAAACAAAAAUGACUUUUUUUGGCUGAAUUUUCUCACCAGUUGUAGUUGUGGAGGUGGUUAGGUGAGUUAGACUUUCUAAAGAUUCACCCCUAUUUGUAAGUCAGAUUUGAACCCAAGAACACUCCAAUGUAGAACCUUGUCAGGCAAAUUCCAGUUUUGAUUUAGUUUUCCUCGAUACUGUGCAGCCUUAGCAAACACAAACUGGUUAUUAUUCUAUAUUUACAGUGUGGCUUCAAUGCCAUCUCCUUCUGCUUCAUAGAUACUGUAGACUGGAGUCUUUUGCAGGUUUUUUUUUUUAUCAAUAUCUGCUAGAAUACAACUUCAAAGCAUCACUGUCCUUUGUGUGGUACGCUGGUGUGGGUGUUGGCUGACAGCCCGAAAUGUGCUCUGAUGAUCUUUGAAUUUUGCAACUCUGUCAGGUUGGAUAUCCAGAUUAGAUUUUUCUUUUCUGGGUUUCAUCUGUCAUAUCAGUCAUGGUGCGUCAGAGUGAAGCAUCAGUGUCAGUAUCAGCUCCAAUAUUGGAGGUUAUGUUCUUCAGUGCAAGCUUACCAUUUAGAGUGCAUGGUUAAGACAUUAUGCAUAAUGGAUAAAUAAACAUCUAUACAGUUUUCUAAAUGGUGAGCUGGUGCAUGUGUGAGGCAACACCCUCUCCUCUGCAGGAGUUGGCCUGAAUGCUACACCACAGAAAUAAGCUGGUGGGCAUCGUGCAUGUAAUGGCAGGUCAGAAACACACCUACACACAGUGAUGCACUCCAUCUAGCCUUCUGCUGAAAAGCUGGUUAAAGGCCAACACUGGUUGCUGCAGGCAAUUGGAACCUUGCCUAUAAUUCACACAGCUGCUGUUUACUGUACUGACACUGUUGUAAACUCCCUUGGAAAGACAUCACUGCUCCAACAGGGCUGGGUUCCUCAGAACUUCCUCAGCUGAGCAAAGAUCACAUUUAAAGCUUUUUAUUAGUAGGGAGGCAAGUUAGGACCUCCCAGCAACAAAACACUAGUAAAUGUUGUUGUACAAAUGGAUUUAUGCAACAAAACCAUCUGGUUUAAUUGAACAGGAAAUGUAGAAGAUGUACAAAUUCUAAACAUUGCAUCUACUGAAUGGAAAAAAUUUAUUAAUAAAAAAAAUAAAAAUAAAACUGAUUGUUGCCCUGAGGUGGUUUUGGGGAACCAGAAGGGCAACCAGGAUGCUGUUCUUAGGAUGUCUCUCUUCCUCUGUGGUUGCUCCUUCAUCCAAUAAGAAAGUGGUUUGAGGCUGUGCUUAGGUCAGUAAAGCCAGGAUUGGCAAAUGCUUUCGAUUCUUUAGUGGUGAUAAAUUUCAUUUGAUGCUUUAGCACAUUGUUUUUCCACAAAGCUGGUCUGUCUAUGGAAUGGAUCAAACUGACAAGAGACUGUCACGUUUUGAUCAUUUGGAAAUGCAGGCUGACCCACUGACUGCUUAGUGCUUCCUGUUUUUGAUAUUAUGUCCAGUCCUUGCUUUAAUGCCCUACGCCAGCAAUACAAACCCACCCACCCACCUACCCACCACUGGAGUUAAUACACAUUUACAAUAAUGUAUCAUACUGUUCAACUACUACUACUACUACUACUACUACUAGACAUGUUCAUUUUCCGUGUUUUGAAAAAGCCUUUGGAAGCUGUUUUUUUCUCCUUUUGUAACGCUUUAGCUGGCCGCCGUGGCUCGGAUCAAAUUAGAAUGCUGACUCAUUAUCUGCUUACUCUGUUUUUACUGGCGCUUUGCUCUCCUCUCCGUUACAGCAAAGUUAUGGCUUCAAGGUCUCAACAUCCACAACCCAGACACACUGCACAGAUUGGAGGUUUAGUCAUACAGACUGAGUCGCUGUGGAAGCAGAAACAAGGUCAAUUGUCAAGUUAAGCCUAAAUUGGUGGAGUCAAAGAACCAUAGUGAUUUGAAUCAGAGGGCCUUUUCUCACUCAUUCAUGAUCUUGCGGGGUAGCUAAUUGGCAUACCAAGAUCAAUACAAGUACAGUCAGUUUGAACUGAAGGUCAGUUAGGCAAACUAGCCGAACUAUGCCCAUUACCAUAUGUGAGAAAAUGCCUGGGCCACGUUUAUUGAAAAAUGGCAAAUACUUUAGGAUUCCAGCUUCUCAAAUGUGAGGAUUGAUUCUGCUCUUUGUCAUACACAAUAGUGAAAACAAUGUUUGGGUUUUGGACUAUGCGUUGGACAAAACUAGACAUUUGAAGACGUCACCUAGACCAAACAAGGAAUUGAGUAAUCAAGGAAUAUAAUGAAAAUAAUAAUACAAUGAAAAUGAUCAUUAUUUGCAGCCCUUCAGAUUACAUUGCUCUGUUAGAUCUAAUUUCCCCACAUGAGUUGCUUGGGAGACUCAAAUUUGUGAGGGGGAAUUUUAUGCCUUUAUUGGACAGCAACACUGGAGCAAUUACAGGAAAUUAUAGGGAGAGCGAGGUGGGGCAGGAAAUUCAACAAAAGUCUUUGGUCAGAAGAGAAACAGGGAUGUUGUGGUUCAUGGUUGGCACAGAGAGUAGAUCAUUUAACAAUACUUCAUUACGAUUAUACCUAUAAUUGAUCCUUUAGUCAAUUAAAUGUCAAAAAAUAAUGAAAAAUGGAAAACCUUUUUCUUCAGAUGGCUUGUUUUGUCCAACCAACAGUCCAAAACCCAAAGAUAAUCACUAGAAUUAUAAAAAAAAGACUUAAUUUUCUUUUAAGUGACUUAUCAAUUAAUCAACUAAUUGUUUUGCAUGACUCAUUGCCUUCCCGAGAAGUAAGAGUUGACAGUACUCCGCUCUGCCAACAAAACACCAAGCAGAUGUGUAUUUUCAUGUUAAGUUAAAGAAAACCUGACACAUCCUAAAAGCUUCCCUCCUGUUUUUUACUAUUUGCCUUUUCAGUGGGCUUCAGUCCAACAUCACUUGCUCCACCCACCAAGGUUCAACACAAACGUUGAGGUUACAUCUGCCUCCAGAGCGGCUCCGAGAAAUUUCAAACUAAAGCUCCCAUCUACACAAACUGCGCACCUUACUCUGUCUCCACCAUCCAACAUCUUCCUCACUUUUCUUCCUCCCACCACCAGCAAAGUCCCCCUAAAAACCACCCCUCCUGUCAUGUCCCUCCUGCCCACAACUACUCCUCUCUUCUCUCCUGUCCGGUGAUCGAUCAGCCUCCUUGGCCGACACGUGUCUCUUUUCGAAUUGCUUUUGAAGCAUUGGACGAUCAAAAAAAACAACAACGUUAAACAA